AUGACAUCCUCGAUCGACGAUAAUAUAGACUUUGAUUUGUCUGAUUUACCAAACAAACUCUCUAAAUCACCAUAUCUCACAAAGACAAAUAGUAAUGGUACAUUGGAAUUGGAUAAGGAUGCAUACGAUGACCUAUUGAAAAAGACUAUAGACUCUCUUGAUAUCGUUUCUCGUGCAUUUGAUAAAUAUAGUCCUAAUGAAAUAGCAUUCAGUUUUAAUGGAGGAAAGGAUUGUUGUGUUCUCUUGCAUUUGAUACACUAUGCAUUAACUAAAAAAUGUCAGUCUCUUCGCGACCAACAACAACAGCAACAUAGAGUAGAAGGAGAGGAAACAAGGACACCAAUCAAUAAUAGUUGUAGUGUCAAUAGUCACCAAGACAGCGGUACUGGUGACGACAAAGACAUCAAUACAAGAGGAACACAAGGUUAUAUUUCACCUGAAAUGAAUUCUCUUAAUAAUCAUAAAAAUAAUAAUAAUACCAACCAUGAAAAAAUUAAUCAUAGUAUACCAGAAUUACGUACAUUGUAUUUUAUUAAUGAUAAAUGUUUCCCAAGUGUCAAUGAAUUUACAGAGAAAUGCGCAAAGUUAUAUAAAUUAAACGUUACAAAUAUAUCAAAGGGAAUAAAGGAGGGAUUAGAAGAAGUGGUAGAAAAAUAUAAUAUUAAAGCUGUGUUUGCUGGUGCAAGAAACACAGAUCCACACUGCGAACAUUUGGACGACUUUACACCAACCGAUCCGGGAUGGCCUCAGUUGAUGAGGAUCAAUCCCAUAUUACAAUGGAAUUAUAAGAAUGUAUGGCAGUUUAUACAUACCUUCCGAGUCCCUUACUGUAAUCUCUAUGACCAAGGAUACACUUCGAUUGGGCACAUUGACGAUACAAUCCCCAAUCCUUCACUUUUAGAUGCCUCUUCUGGCAUCUAUAAACCAGCUCACCAUCUUCUCGACGGAUCAUUAGAAAGAUGUGGUAGAAUAAAAAAGAAGUAA
This is a messenger RNA of Cavenderia fasciculata, 984 nucleotides long. RefSeq lists its product as uncharacterized. NCBI's taxonomy places the organism in Eukaryota, Evosea, Eumycetozoa, Acytosteliales, Cavenderiaceae. The record is from RefSeq and is a predicted model, not a curated record. The transcript is spliced from 4 exons. Gene Ontology annotation, biological process: FAD biosynthetic process. Gene Ontology annotation, molecular function: FMN adenylyltransferase activity. Bases 1 to 984 code for a protein of 327 amino acids.